CACACGCUCUCACUUCACUGAGUGCAACUACAAGGUAAACAGCUGAGAUCCGAGCUAAAGACAGAUUACAAACUACAAACUAAAGUCCAACUCGGGACUGAUAAAAGCUCGUCGCCUUUUGGUGAAAGUGCCAAAACAACCGUGCGUAAUUACGCAUAAGAAAAAAACAAUGAGUGCCACAACCGCAAUGGAGGUGAACGCCGAAGCCAGACGGAUCUUGGCCGUGUCGAUAAGCAAGCUGUACGCCUCAAGGACCCAAAGAGGAGGACUGAGACUCCACCGGAGCCUCCUUCUCUCCCUGGUCAUGAGGUCUGCCCGGGACAUCUAUCACUCCUCCCGGGAAAGCGAAGAGCUGAGCGGGGCGCAGCCGGCUCCAGUUGAACAGAUGGACACCACCUCCUCCAACACGGGUGAACCAGCCGGGCAGCCCGAGCCACAACCUGAACCCACACCGGUUCUGAACUCAGCCGAUCUGGCCCCAGAACAGCCGGACAACGAGGAAGAGGAAGAAGAAGGGUGUGAUAGUGAACUCAUAGAGGACAAAGAAAACAUGAGCCCGACAAGGCAGUCCAGGAAACGCCGGGGCAAGGCGUCGGCGGCGCCUGACUUCCUUCCCAGCAAGAGGGCGAGGCUGGAGCCCGGGGAGGAGAGGUAUGCGGCCCCGCUGGGCAGCUGUCGCGUCGGGGCAGGAGACUCCCUGACCGCUUUGUCUCUAAAUCGGGUUAUACCUGCCUUCUGAACAGAUGGAGGGUGAAAAUAACCUCCAAUGCGACUUUGGAGCGGAGUGAUUUUCAACUCCUCGUUAACCUUUUGAAGGCGGUUUGAUCCCUUUGCGCACCGAGGAGCUGACCUACAUUGGCAGCCCAGGACAGAGGGAUUACCGGGGCCAUGGUGAGACCUCUCCAGGUUCAUCUGAGUGUGCCGGCCGGGCUGGAAAAGCCCCAGACAGAGAUCAGCAAGCAGAGAGAGAGAAGAAGAAAAAACUGAGAGCCAGAAGCCAACGAAAGAAGAGCUUCGGGCCAUAAAGUUUUAAGGAAGAAACUGAAGGGGGGGGGGGGAACUGCUUGUGUUGCUUUUCUGUUUCCCGGUGAUUCACCUUAAGUCAAAUGAGUCCUAACAAGUGACUGCUGCUGACUCAAAGUGUGUGUAUGUGUGAAUCAGCGAAGUGUGAUGUGAGUCAAUCAGAGAAGAAGUCAACGAUUAACCACAGAGCAACACACACACACACACAGACACACACACACAACCAGGACUUAAGGGAAUUUCCUGCCUUCAUACCGGGAUCUCAACAGUGAAAGAGGAAGGACAGACACACUGACACACACACACACACUUACACACACACACACACAUUCAACUGCUGCUGUGGACUUUGAUACAUCAAAUAAAUCAAUACUACUGCUUCAGGACUACAUACUGUGUUCACAUGGUGCUUAAAAAAAAAAAGAA
Scomber scombrus (Atlantic mackerel) is the source of this 1449-nucleotide messenger RNA. RefSeq names its product immediate early response gene 2 protein-like. Bases 170 to 739 code for a protein of 189 amino acids. The record is from RefSeq and is a predicted model, not a curated record. The transcript has a single exon. NCBI's taxonomy places the organism in Eukaryota, Metazoa, Chordata, Actinopteri, Scombriformes, Scombridae.